Molecule: messenger RNA, 1569 nt
Organism: Nematostella vectensis (starlet sea anemone)
Lineage: Eukaryota; Metazoa; Cnidaria; Anthozoa; Actiniaria; Edwardsiidae
Product: glyoxylate reductase/hydroxypyruvate reductase
Exons: 13
Coding region: 179-1231 (350 amino acids)
Cellular component (GO): cytosol
Molecular function (GO): glyoxylate reductase (NADPH) activity; hydroxypyruvate reductase [NAD(P)H] activity; NAD binding
Source: RefSeq, a predicted model, not a curated record
CCUGACUUCUUUCUUUGUCUAUCCGGUCAAAUUUCACGUCACCAGAAAUUAAUAUAUUUCAGUCUACUUUGAAUUCCUAUCGGAAAACCAAGACACUACUCCAUUUAAAUUGGAAGCCGUUCUUUUAAAAGGAUAGUGUUUAAUUCAAUUACGAGACUAAGACCUUGUCAAUUUUAAGAUGUCCAUGAUGUAUCGGAUGAGUGGAAUCCUACGUCCCCUCGUCUUUCGUCAAAACAUACGAUGCCUGGGCACACAAGAACUAAGUAAAGUGUUGGUGACCAGAAGAGUGCCACAGCUAGCCAUGGACAUACUGAAAACAUCUCAGAGCUGUGACCUUGAUGUGUGGGACUCUGAUGACCCCAUUCCAAGGGCUGAAUUGCUUAAACGAGCACAAGGAAAAGAUGGACUGUAUGUUCUACUAACAGAAAAGGUUGAUGCAGAACUACUUGAUGCAGCUGGGCCCCAGCUGAGGGUUGUCAGUACUAUGUCUGUUGGAUAUGAUCAUGUUACCACUAAGGAACUCAAAAACAGGAACAUUCCCUUGGGCUACACUCCAAAUGUCCUUACCGAUGCUACUGCAACCCUGACAGUAGCUCUGCUAUUGGCGACCUCAAGAAGACUUAUUGAAGCAGUUGGUGAAGUUAAAAAUGGUGGCUGGAGUACCUGGAAGCCUAUGUGGAUGUGUGGAGCCACACUAAGAGGGAGCACUGUUGGGAUUGUUGGACUUGGAAGAAUUGGUCUGGCAGUUGCUCAAAGGCUUCUACCAUUUGGUGUCUCUAAGAUAGUGUAUUCAGGAUGGAAAGCUACUCCCGAAGUUGAGAAGCAAGUGAAUGCCACACAUGUUGAUAACGAUGCAUUAUUUGCUAAGUCUGAUUUUGUCCUGGGCUGCACUGCUCUGACUCAAGAGACGCAAGGAAUGUUCAACAAAGAUGCCUUUUCUAAAAUGAAGUCAACGGCUAUCUUUGUUAACACGAGCAGAGGUGGAGUGGUUAAUCAAGACGAUUUGUACGAUGCUUUAAAAGAUAACGCCAUACGGGCCGCAGGUCUAGACGUGACGGUACCUGAGCCUCUUCCCACCGACCACAAGCUGCUGUCACUCCCAAACUGCGUCAUCCUACCACACAUCGGCAGUGCAGAGGACGCGACGCGCACUGAAAUGGCCACACUCGCAGCCCGCAACUUGUUGGCGGGACUCAGGGGGGAACAGAUGCCAGCACAGGCUGACCUUUAACGCAUGCAUGGUCAAAUAUCCGCUGAUUGUAGCGCAGGCUUUUUCAAUUGAGCCAAGUCCCUGGUGUUUUUAAAGGUUUUAUAUGGUGUUGCGGAUUUCCUGUGGUUGAUGGUGUGACGUCACGCGAAACAAUCUCUUCCAAGCCCCUCUAGUCCACAACCAACCACAGGAAUCCCAAAAAAGAGCAUCGGGGACUAGCUGGGAGUCGGCUCAUAAAUUGGUAAAGGAACGAAGUUUACAUUGUUCGCGAACGCCUAGAAAUUUAAUAAAAUUGUAAGAGAAGUGACUCGUAUUCCUAGGUAUAAAAUAUGUGAAAAUAAAUUUUUGAUGGUGUUUUA